UUUAAACUUAAACAUACUUUUAAGGUCAUUUCCCAAUUUGUGCUUAUGCUUGAUUUCUACAAAUAACUGAGACCGAGAAAGGGAAUUUUGUUACGUUGGGUUAAAGUGGCGUAUCUGCGUCUUGCACACCUGCUAUAUAUUAUCUACGUCUCACGUGAUAUAUUAGCUACUCGCGUGAAUGUGCUUUACCAUUACCCCUUCUUGUGAAUGCGGCCAAUGAUACUCGUUUUCCUCUAAAUAAGUUUGUAUUUUCAAGAUUUCCUGGACUUCACGUCUAAAAUUGAUUAUCAGCUAAAUGUUAUUCUUAAAGCGCGACCAAAGCUCACUUGGGGGGAUUCGUGCACAGCCCUCAAACGUGCGGUUACCUCCACAUAGCAAUCAGGACUCAUUGCUGUGCUUCUGAUGGUGCUGGAGUGGACCCGACCAGGCCUGCCCACCCCGCUGCGGCCCAUUUGUGACCCGCGGGUCCUGGACCGCUUCAUCAAGGAGGCCCGCGACACGGAGGCCGCCACGCGGGGUUGUAGGGAAGGCUGCGGUCUUGCUGAGCCGCUGACCGUUCCCCUGACGAGCGUCGACUACAGCAUCUGGGAAAAUAAAAAUGUUCAGGAGCAGGCCAGGGAGGUGCAGGCAGGACUGUCUUUGCUGGGGCAGGCCAUCAAUGUGGUCCGAGCAUCCGUCACCAAUAGUGCGCUACACAGCCUCAUAGAGAACAGCUACAACAACAUCCGCAGCAUAGGGCAAGUGCUCAACAGCCUGAACAUACAGGAGGCCCCAUCUUCAACAGGUGGGAGUGAAGAUACGUGGCGUGUGACCACCACGUCAGAACUGUUUCGCGUCCACACCAACUUCCUGCGUGGCAAAGUACGCCUCCUGCUCUCCUCCGCCCCAGCCUGCAACCAGGACUCAAGCUGAUUGGAGCUCAUUGGGGGCGAGGAAGCCGGAUGAUUGGACCUCCUGAGGGAAAGGGGACAGGGGAAUGGACCCUGAUUUAACACGGGGCCUGAACUUCGUUGAGAGGAAGUUGUGGACUGAGGGAAUGCCGGUUGAAAAAAAAAACUCACGCGGACGACACAACGAAUGGAUUAAUGGCUGACUUGUCCCAGAGGACGUGUAGCGGGUCGCACUUGUAGUGCGUGACACGACGCUCGCGGGAGUUCAGACGGGCAGGCAAUAACGGAUUGGGGUGCCAGCUGAAAACACUGCAGUAGAACGGCCCCAGAACCCUGCGCUCACCCCCCCCCCCCUUCCGUGUGCGCCUGUGCAACUGGACCCAUACGUUUGGACCUACGGGAACUGCGACAGGACCCAGCCCUCUGCACUGCACUGCACCCUUCGCAUCGUCAGCUAACCUGUCCUUGCUGAGGAGCCCUGUAGUCUCCAGUCCGCACGGCUUACCGCACCACACGACUGAAUUAAUCGUUGCUGCACAAUUGUUGUUCUCAUGUCAUCCAGUUGUUCUUUUCUUCGUGUUUUUUACAUCACUUUUAUAAUAUAAUUGUUGUUAUUAUGUGCUGUGUGUGCGUGUGUGUUUGUGUGUGUGUGUAUGUGCGUGUUUGUGUGUGUGUGUGUGUGUGUGUGUGUAUCAGUGUAGCAGUCUGAGUCUGAGUCUCCAAGUUGAAGUCUGCUUUGAGUCCCCUGUGUUCCACUCCUUCACGAUCAAAGGACCGAAAAACUAUUUUAAGGGUCUGAACUAAACAAAAAAAAAAAUCACUCUUUGAAAUUGAGUUUA
This is a messenger RNA of Anguilla anguilla (European eel), 1729 nucleotides long. RefSeq names its product erythropoietin a (gene epoa). Gene Ontology annotation, molecular function: hormone activity; cytokine activity; erythropoietin receptor binding. The transcript is spliced from 5 exons. Bases 403 to 912 code for a protein of 169 amino acids. Gene Ontology annotation, cellular component: extracellular region. Lineage: Eukaryota; Metazoa; Chordata; Actinopteri; Anguilliformes; Anguillidae. The record is from RefSeq and is a predicted model, not a curated record.